Amaranthus tricolor (Joseph's coat) is the source of this 2115-nucleotide messenger RNA. RefSeq names its product probable leucine-rich repeat receptor-like protein kinase At1g35710. Gene Ontology annotation, molecular function: protein binding. Bases 52 to 1857 code for a protein of 601 amino acids. The record is from RefSeq and is a predicted model, not a curated record. The transcript has a single exon. NCBI's taxonomy places the organism in Eukaryota, Viridiplantae, Streptophyta, Magnoliopsida, Caryophyllales, Amaranthaceae.
GAACUUAUUCCAAGCACAUUCAUUUCAUUUGGCAACAUACUAAAAGCAAUAAUGAGAACUAUCAAAAACUCCCUUGCUCUCAUUUCCAUCAUAUUUUUAUCUGCUACAUUUUUCCCUAUAUUGGUACAGCCAUGCAACCCCAUCGACAAAGAGGCCUUGCUCGAUUUCAAGCAUCGCACUAAACCUUCUAAAAUCCUCAAAACAUGGAUCGCCAACACGAAUUGCUGCUCUUCGUGGGCCGGUGUGACCUGCAACCAAACCAAUGGUCGAGUAGAUAGCAUACAACACUACGAAGGCACAUUGUCAGGUACACUCUCCCCUUUCCUAGGCAACCUUACGUAUCUCACAUACCUUAGCGUUAGUGGCACUACCAAAUUAACCGGUCCAAUUCCAAUAGAACUAGGCAAAUUAUCAAACUUAAAACAUCUUUUCUUAUCCACAAAUCAAUUUAGUGGACCUAUACCCUCUUCAUUUGGUAACCUCCAUAAUCUUGAAAGGCUUUAUCUUGAUAGCAACAAUCUUUCUGGUACCAUACCCAACUCUAUUUUCCAAUCAAUGUCAUCCCUUUUUGAAUUAGAUUUAUCGGAAAAUCAAUUAACCGGGCCAAUUCCAAGAUCUAUUUCGACUUUAACGUCACUAACGAAACUCAAUCUCUAUACCAACAAAUUCUCUGGCAAAAUCCCUGUUGGGAUUUCCAAACUUAAGAAUCUUUUAAAUUUAGAUUUAUCCUCAAAUAAUCUACAAGGUCCAAUACCAGAUUCCAUUGGUGAACUUUCUGAGUUAAACACUUUAUAUCUAAACAAUAACCAACUUUCCGGAUCAAUUCCUUCAUCUGUAGGCCAGCUUAUUUCUCUGACAGAUCUUUUACUUGAUAACAAUAAACUUUCUGGUGUUAUUCCAAGCUCAUUCGGAAAUCUAAGCGAAAUCUCAAGAAUCUACUUAGAUAAUAAUUCUAUAACCGGAAAGUUACCCUCAACUCUAGAAAAUCUUGGGGCCUUACAGGAAAUUUCCUUUACAAAUAAUUACUUAGUUGGCCAAAUACCUCCUAGUUUUGGCAAUAUAAGGAAUCUCUUAUCAGUAGAUUUGUCUAAUAAUCAUCUUGUGGGUCCACUUCCUCCUCAGCUAGCUAAACUAAACAGUUUAGUCUCACUAAAUCUAGCUCAUAACCCACUUGGGCCCAUGUCAAUACCCGAUUGGAUAUCGAAACUAACCAUCAUAACUCUGAACUUAGCCGCGACAGGGCUUACCGGGCAACUACCAAAUUGGUUAUCUUCCUCAAUGAUAACAUCUCUAGACCUGUCAAGUAACAAGCUCAAUGGGGCAUUGCCUUCAGGGAUUGGUAAUAUGAGUCAACUGUGGUACUUAAACAUAUCAAACAAUCAAUUUCAUUCAACAAUUCCUACAGAGUUCAAGAAUCUCAUUUCGAUACAACAUCUUGAUCUUAACUCAAACAAGUUUUCAGGGCCGUUGGGGAUCAUUUUCACUACAGGUUCGUACUUGAGUAUCGAUGUGUCGAACAACUUAUUCACUGGGCCACUCGACAAGAACAUGGGUAACUACAAAGGUUUGAACAUUUUAGGGAUCAGUUCCUUAAUCUUAUCAAAUAAUCCAUUGGGAGGAUCCAUACCCGAGUCAAUUGGGAACUUGACCCAACUGAAAGUGCUAGAGAUGGCUAGUAAUAGAUUAAGGGGAAGUAUUCCAAGCAGUGUGUUCAAUUUAAAGAACCUGAAAUUGUUGGAUGUUUCGAGGAAUGAAUUGAGUGGGAAGAUCCCUGCACACAAGGCUAGCAUUCCUGCUUCUGCAUUUUUGGGAAAUUAUGGACUUUGUGGUGCUCCUCUCCCUCCUUGUAAGCAUUAGGAGUAAAUAGUGACUACGCACUAGUCUUAUUUAUAUUGUAUGUUGUUGUUUUCAUUGUAAUUUGUAUGUUACAUGUGCUCAAAUAAUCUUGCAGAUGAAAUUGUUCUAAAGUAGUAGAGUUUAAAUUGUAAUGAGAAUGAGAUUGUCCCAAAAUAUAUAGGUAUUUAGACUAUAAUAUACUUUUUAUUUCACUUUCGCAUUUAAGCUGUUUUAUACCUUGGAUUGCAAAGUUCAAUAUUAAUAUUUUUAUAAUUUUUA